AUGUCAAAUGUACUUGUUUUCUGUCUAAUAAAUGUCACGCCGUUGAUGGAAACUAUAUUUCAGCGCAAAUUCUCUUCACGGAUCUGUCCUUUAUCUGAAAUGCAUCCGUGUGAUGAGAGCGAACAAAUCAGCACAUUGAAUAUUCGUAUUUUCUAUUUGUGGGUUGUCGAGUUUUGGAGUAUAUUCAUGAUUAUUUAUCUGGCUAAAACGAAACAAUGGACUUUUCUUCCGAAAUUUAAAUAUACUCGAUUACCAGCUAUUAAAAGGCUUUACAGAACUUAUGCAUACCAAUUACCAUUAAUUCACGGAAGUGUUGUUUGCUUAACGAUGUUCAUUCAUUCGUAUUGGAGGUUUCGUAUGAUUCUCGUCUCGCGGAUGAUAUCUUUUGGAUUCGAGGAAUCAUUAGAUUUUGAACUAUCGCUAUACUCUUUUUUCAUCCCUUACAAUGUGAUAGUUUUGAUCGUUUAUUUAUCGCUUCCGAUCGUGGCUGUUCGUCGUGAAUCGUAUUGGAUGACUUAUAUCUCGUAUCUGGCGAAUAUUUAUUACGGAAGUUCGAUUUUGUAUAAAUUGUUCACCUGGUGUAUAAUGGGCACAACGUUACAGGGGAUACAAGGAUCUGUUUGCUUGGUAAAGAACAAAAUAGUGUAUGAUCCGUUUUUUCAAGUGCUUUUAAUGCUAGGAAUUCUUGCUAUUUUUUUUGUAAUGCUCUUGACGUUAAACACUAUUCGUUGCCAUAGAAACUACGGGAAAAAUUUAGGAUUUUAUUUACGAUAUCGCCCAGUGUCUUCCAGUUAUGAAUUUUCAGGGGACCCACCGUUUGAUGAAAUCGAAAAGAGUAGUUCUGAAAAAUAUGUUCUAGUAUUCUCAACAAUAUUCUUUGGCACUUAUUGGGUAAAUCGGAUAAAAUUGUCAACGUUCUUGGAAUUAUAUGGGUUCGGGGUUCCACUCACAGUGCAACCUUACACUUUUAUUCCGUAUAAUUUUGCGCUGUUGCCGUUGGUUGCGCUGUUUCCGAUAAUAGCU
This is a messenger RNA of Ambispora gerdemannii, 1023 nucleotides long. Lineage: Eukaryota; Fungi; Glomeromycota; Glomeromycetes; Archaeosporales; Ambisporaceae. The record is from the annotation of a GenBank genome assembly.